AGGUGUGAAAAUAAAUAAUUAAUAAUUAAGAAAAGAAAAAUGGUAAAGUGCGCUAAUAAGUGGGUUAUAAAAGCUCUGAAUUGGGGAAGUGCGGAUCGAGAAAGCAUGUGGAAUUGGAUAUGGGCGGUGGGUUUGGGAUUGUUGGGUGUAUGGGGAUGGAAGAUCUUGAAUUGGAUGUGGUUGACGCCGAAGAGGCUGGAGAAGUGCUUGCGACACCAAGGUCUCGCCGGCAACUCUUAUCGCCUUCUGUUUGGGGAUUCCAAGGACACUGCCGCUGCCGUCCGCCAAGCUAAGACGCAGCCCAUCAGCUUCUCCCAUCGUAUUGCUGCGCGCGCCACCCCUUCCUCUCAUAUCACUAUUCACCGAUACGGCAAGGAUUCUUUCACAUGGAUUGGCCCAACUCCAAGAGUCUAUAUAACACACCCUGAACAAGUGAAGGUGGUUUUCUCUCAAAUCAAUGAUAUUCGUAAGGCAACUUUGUUUCCGUUUAGAAGAAGAAUGGGCGGUGGAGUCGUGUCUCUUGAAGGAGCUAAAUGGGCUAAGCAUAGAAAGAUCAUCAACCCUGCGUUUCAUAUGGAAAAGCUUAAGGAUAUGUUUCCAGCAUUCUCCCAGAGUUGUAGCGAGAUGAUUAACAAAUGGGAAAUGAUGAUCACUAAAGAAGGGUGUUGUGAAUUAGAUGUAUGGCCUGAUUUACAAAAUAUGGCUGCAGAUGUCAUUUCUCGAACCGCAUUUGGUAGUAGUUAUGAGGAAGGUAAGAAGAUCUUCCAGCUCUUGAAACAGUGGGCUUCCCUCUUGAUGGCAUAUGUCAUGAAAGGAGUUUACUUCAUUCCCGGUUUGAGGUUUCUUCCAACCAAGUUGAACAAGAGGAUGGAUGAGAUUAAUGGCAAUAUACGAGACAUGAUUUGGGGUAUUAUAAACAAAAGACAAAAUGCUAUGAAGAAAGGUGAAGCUUCCAAUGAUGAUCUGUUGGGCAUCCUCUUAGAAUCAAAUUCACGUGAGAUUCAAGAACACAAAAACAAGAAAGAUGUUGGAAUGAGCAUGGAAGAAGUAAUUGCUGAAUGCAGACUUUUCUAUUUUGCUGGCCAAGAAACCACAGCGGCAUUGCUUGCUUGGACGAUGGUUCUACUUGGUCGAUACUCCGAGUGGCAAGAUCGAGCAAGAGCGGAAGUCCUUGAGAUCUUUGGUGAUAAUAAAAAAUUCGAUUUUGAUGGUCUAAGUCGUCUUAAAAUUGUUACUAUGAUACUAAAUGAGGUUCUUAGACUAUAUCCUCCCGUUGGUCUUCUAUCUCGAGAGAUUCACAAGGAAACUAAGUUAGGGAAUCUGACAUUACCAGUUGGAGUAUCAAUAGGCAUUCCAAUUGUAUGCAUCCAUCAAGAUCCUACACUAUGGGGUGAAGAUGCGAGUGAGUUCAAGCCAGAGCGAUUUGUCGAGGGGAUUUCCAAAGCAACAAAGAAUCAAGUAUGCUUCAUUCCUUUUGGAUGGGGUCCUCGAAUCUGUCUCGGUCAAAACUUUGCAAUGAUUGAAGCAAAAAUAGCAUUAUCGAUGAUUUUGCAGCGAUUCUCGUUUGAACUUUCUCCAAGUUAUACUCAUGCUCCUAUCACCAACGUCACUAUUCAGCCACAACAUGGGGCUCAUCUCAUCCUCCGUAUGUUGUAAUAACUUUAAAGGGUCAUGGGGCUCAUCUCAUCCUUCCUAUGUUGUAAUAACUUUAAAGGGUUCUAAUAGUUUUCAAUAUCUUUGUGUUUUUUGUAUUAAACUUGGCCAUAAGACGAUGCUAUUUCUUUUGAAAUCUGAUAGUCACAGUAAAGAAAAAAUAAAUUAGUCAAUGUAAGGCUUUUGAAG
Cucurbita moschata (crookneck pumpkin) is the source of this 1842-nucleotide messenger RNA. RefSeq names its product cytochrome P450 CYP72A219-like. The record is from RefSeq and is a predicted model, not a curated record. Lineage: Eukaryota; Viridiplantae; Streptophyta; Magnoliopsida; Cucurbitales; Cucurbitaceae. Bases 40 to 1656 code for a protein of 538 amino acids. Gene Ontology annotation, molecular function: oxidoreductase activity, acting on paired donors, with incorporation or reduction of molecular oxygen; iron ion binding; monooxygenase activity. The transcript is spliced from 5 exons.